Molecule: messenger RNA, 1548 nt
Organism: Drosophila innubila
Lineage: Eukaryota; Metazoa; Arthropoda; Insecta; Diptera; Drosophilidae
Gene: p38b
Product: mitogen-activated protein kinase p38b
Exons: 1
Coding region: 117-1202 (361 amino acids)
Biological process (GO): intracellular signal transduction; protein phosphorylation
Cellular component (GO): cytoplasm; nucleus
Molecular function (GO): MAP kinase activity; ATP binding
Source: RefSeq, a predicted model, not a curated record
CAUCGAUGUGUUUUACAUCACUAAAAGAAGAAGCAUUCCUCCGUGAAAUUUUGGACAAUAAAAAAUAAUAAUCCAAAAUUUAUUGCAAGCCGAGACAAUCACAAAUCACAAACAAAAUGCCGAAGUUCUACAAGCUUGACAUUAACCGCACAGAGUGGGAGAUACCGGAGACCUAUCAAAACCUUCAGCCAGUCGGACAAGGUGCCUAUGGACAGGUGUGCAAGGCGUUAGUGCGAGGCACCAGCACAAAGGUGGCGAUUAAGAAGUUAGCCCGUCCCUUUCAGUCGGCGGUGCACGCAAAGCGCACGUACCGCGAACUACGUCUUUUGAAGCACAUGGAUCAUGAAAAUGUCAUCGGUCUGUUGGACGUCUUUCAUCCUGGUCAGCCAGCCGAUUCGCUGGAGCAAUUUCAGCAGGUUUACAUGGUGACGCAUCUUAUGGACGCUGAUCUAAACAACAUAAUACGAACGCAGAAGCUCUCCGACGAGCACGUACAGUUUCUGGUAUACCAGAUACUGAGGGGCCUUAAGUACAUUCACAGCGCUGGCGUCAUCCAUCGUGACCUGAAGCCAUCGAAUCUGGCUGUGAAUGAGGACUGCGAACUGCGCAUAUUAGAUUUCGGUCUGGCAAGACCCGCCGAGAGUGAGAUGACUGGGUAUGUGGCCACACGCUGGUAUCGCGCACCGGAAAUCAUGCUCAAUUGGAUGCACUACAAUCAGACAGUGGACAUUUGGUCCGUUGGCUGUAUCAUGGCAGAGCUAUUGACGGGUCGCACCCUCUUUCCGGGCACCGAUCACAUACAUCAACUGAACUUGAUAAUGGAGGUUCUUGGCACACCCAACGACGAGUUUAUGAACAAGAUUUCAUCAGAGAGUGCCCGCACCUAUAUUCGAUCGCUGCCGGUGAUGCCGCGUCGCAGUUUCCGGGAUGUGUUCCGAGGCGCUAAUCCGUUGGCCAUUGAUUUGCUUGAGAAGAUGCUGGAGUUAGAUGCUGAGAAGCGCAUUACGGCUGAGCAAGCGCUGGCUCAUCCUUAUAUGGAGAAGUGGCAUGAUCCCAGCGAUGAGGCCACAUCGACUCUGUACGAUCAAAGCUUUGAGGAGAACGAGCUGCCAGUGGAAAAGUGGAAGGAACUCGUCUUCACAGAAGUGCGCGCCUUCAAGCCACCACCGGCUUUUGCCGAGCUCCUGCCUCAGGCGCAAUAGUAAUCAACGAUGUUAAUCAUAAAUGGACAGCACAAAACGGAGGCGAAAGCGAAAAGUCAAUGAAUGAUGCUACAAUUUUAGUUAGUUAGUUAGAAGGCGAGUCCAAUCGCAUUCGUAACUGUUCUGUUUCUAAAACAAAGUCACAGCCUUAAUAACCAGUUCAACUUUUUGGUGUUGGUGUUUAACUAUAAACUUUCUGUAUUGUAUAAAACUAAAUGUUUGUAUUUAUGUACAAGUCUGCAAAGUCAAAAGCUUGGCCCAAUCAAACGUGUGGCCAACUAGAUAUAGCUAUAGAGAAGCACAUACUCCACAUUAAUAAAAAGUGCUAUUGUGUUUACAAACCAAA